Molecule: messenger RNA, 3051 nt
Organism: Camponotus floridanus (Florida carpenter ant)
Lineage: Eukaryota; Metazoa; Arthropoda; Insecta; Hymenoptera; Formicidae
Product: testis-expressed protein 2
Exons: 7
Coding region: 213-2906 (897 amino acids)
Cellular component (GO): endoplasmic reticulum
Molecular function (GO): lipid binding
Source: RefSeq, a predicted model, not a curated record
UCUAUAUCGUCAGAAUGACGGUGCUCGAUGUAUCUGCAUCAGUGCAAUCUUUAUUAUUAAUAUGAUAUCGUCAGUUAGAUUGAAAAAAACAUUGUAUUGUGAAGUAAAUAUAUUCGAUAUUUUAUCAUUUCUUUAGAUUCGUAGAACACACAAUUCAAUGUCGUCAUUGAUAAGCUCCUGAUACGAUAACUGUUAGCUUGAAUCGUGUAGCAAUGAGUACCAAACAUAGUCCAGGAAAAAUUACAUUAGGGAUGAUGAAAGGCAAGCCAAUUGCCACAUCUGUACCAGUGAUUCAUUAUCGAGCUAAUGAUGAUGAACUGGACGAACUAUAUCCAAGCUCCUCUGAUGAAGAGAAACGUGUCACUCCAGAGAUUGAGAAAACUAGGUUCCCAUCAAGCCCCUCUAAAGGUAGUGAGAAUGGCCAAGGAUUGGAGAAUGGAUCAGAGAGACGUUCUAUUGAUGGUAAUGUAUCUGAGGGUACUCCUCCAUCUUCAGAUCCAUGGAAGGUGUUGUCCGAGAUCAAACGAAAUAUUACAAAGACAUUUGAAGAAAAACUUUCUGAGAUAAAAAGCGAUAAAAAAAAGAGAAGAUAUAACAAAGAUUCCAGUAUUAGCGAUUCGGAAGAUCCAGGAGAAAUUACACCAAUCGACGAGAAUGUCAAUGAAAAACAAGAUAAAGAAGGUUUGCCUGUUGCUCGCAAUAAAAGUACUGCUGCGAGAUUCGUGGGUUUUUCACAGGUAAAAACUGGUUUAAAAACCAAAAAUUCUCAAGACGAAAGUGUAGAGAGCGGUGUAGAAGCUGCUGAAUUUUCCGAAUCUACUCCUGAACAGCCUCUUUUUGAAUUACAAGAUUAUUUUUGUAACGAGGAUAAAAAAACCGAUAUCAUGAGUCAUCGUAAUCUCUUCAGUCAACCAGAUGGAGGCAUCCAAAUGAAAGAGGAAAUAAAAUUUAGCACAUUGCUCUCUCGUAUAAAAGAUCAUAUAUUUCAGCAAUUGACAAAGCAGUUAGCUGCACUAUUCAUCCUUGUGUUUGCUUUCUAUUAUGUGGUUCCAUUACCUCCAUAUUUGGUCGGUUUCUUUAUCGGAGUUUUCGCUACAGUAAUAAUAGACAAAUUAGUACAAAGAAUCAAGGAAAUUUUAGCAACACCUUUAAAUAAAGAGCCUGCACACAUAGUGGUUCCUGUAUUGGAGAUACCAGCAGUGGAGGAGCAUGCAGUCCAAGAGAGAUUUGAAGGAUGGUUGAAUGAAUUGCCAUAUAUCUAUGAUCCCCUUAACUAUCACGUGGCACGCACGAAGUCAGUUUUUUUCAGUCUGGAAGGUGGAGUGCUGCGCGUUAUGGAGACUAGAAUGAAAGUACCAAAGAGAGCCGUAUGGGAUGAACCUAAGCGAAAAUUUAAAUUUAUUAGAAAACGCGUGUACAACCUCAUUGGUGCAAAGAUAGAAUUGUUACCAGAAGGACUCAUUCGGAGAAGGAGAUGGAGCAAGAAAUAUCCAAUUUGUAUUACAAUGGAUCCAAGAGCAUUAAUAGAAAUUAUGAAUGACUGUACAGAUCUUGGAAAAGAAUCUUUCGAGGAUGAGAAGAAAAUUGCUCAGGCGGAAGGAACUGAUCAGGAAAUCGAGGAAAAUACCUUCGGCGAGGAAACAAAAAGUGAGGACGAAGACUCUAGAUUUGAAUUCCUUAAAGAUAAUGACGAAGAUGAGUUAAAGAUUGAUGAAGAUGAAGACGAUGACGAUCUUUCGCAAUCUAAGUCCUUAAGAAGUAUUUACGAAGAUUGUCGCGACAACGAAGAAAUUACCAAAUCUAAACUUUAUGUUUUCGCGCGUUCCGACCGAGAGAAGGAAGAUUGGUUUCGAAGAUUGGUAUCAGCGGCAUCUCUUUCGAAAAAACGACAUUCCAUUUGUUCUAUAAACGAUUGCGUAUCCUGCGCGAGUGUAAUUUCUGUACCGGAUGUGGCAGAAGCAAAAUUGCUCGAAACGUCUCCAGAAAUUACCUAUAACACUUAUAUGAGCAAGUACCUGAAUAUGGAUCCUGAAGGUUCCCCAAAGGAAGAUGAUGUUCUUUGGGUGAAUUGUCUUCUGGAACGAUUACUUUUCGACAUGCAUAGUUGUCCAGAGACAAUUAAUCUCAUUCAGGAUAAAAUACAGCGCAAAUUGUCUAAUAUAAAACUCCCAUACUUCAUGGAGAGCCUUCUUGUAACAGAACUAGUGAUAGGACAGGACGCUCCGACGAUUCAUAAAAUUAACAAGCCGGUUCUCGAUGAACGCGGAUUUUGGCUUGAGAUGAAUAUUACUUAUAAGGGUUGUGUGACGAUGACUGUAGAGACAAAAUUGAAUCUAAUGAAACUGACGCGUGCGAAUAGUGUCUCUGGUGAGAUCAUCGACGAGAAAUCUAUCCCCACUAGAUCACCGAUAUUCGAUAGCGAUGUAGAAGAUAGUCCAGAGACAUCCACGGAAGACGAAGAUGUCGGAAAUAUCGCAUCUUGUGUCACAUCGAAAGACGCCACACCAAUUCAAUCUUCUGGCAAGAAAUUUCUUAACAUGGUUGAUAAGUUAACAGCUAACAAGUAUUUUCGUCAUGCUACUGAAUUGUCCUAUAUACGGAGAGCGAUGGAAGGUGUUUCUAAUACAGAGAUCCGCUUCAUGGUUAGCAUAUCUAGCAUCGAGGGUUGUCUUUUAAUAAAUAUUCCUCCACCACCUUCUGAUCGACUCUGGUACGGUUUCAAGCCCGUGCCCAAAAUCACUCUUACUGUGCAGCCAACUCUUGGAGAAAGGACUGUCAACAUUGUAUAUGUGACUAAAUGGAUUGAGAAUAAGCUGCUCAGGGAAUUCGAAAAGCUAGUAGUUCUACCAAAUAUGGACGAUCUGGUUUUAUCAUUUUGCCCAAAUUAUCCCUUUGUCGUGACGUAGACAAAUUUUACAUUAGCCAAAACAGUUUCCUGCUUUUACAUUACUUUUUUUGUAUGUAAUUUGUAUGUUUUUGUAUGUAAUUUGUAAACAAUAUUGUCAUUUAUAUAAGUGGGAAAUGGAUUUUUUCUCAUUAAUAUGAUAAUUC